Molecule: messenger RNA, 656 nt
Organism: Contarinia nasturtii (swede midge)
Lineage: Eukaryota; Metazoa; Arthropoda; Insecta; Diptera; Cecidomyiidae
Product: myosin-9-like
Exons: 3
Coding region: 155-547 (130 amino acids)
Source: RefSeq, a predicted model, not a curated record
CGAUUGUGAUUUCUUUUUGAAUAGAUGCAACUCUCGUGCAAAUAAGAAGAGCAAAAACUUCCAAUUGCUGUCUUAUGAAAAUUUAAAAAAAUCUUUGAAUUCGCUGUCUUAUCUCAUUCUACUGAUAUAAAACCCCAAAUACAAAAGUGUAAAAAUGUCAUACGAACGAGUUCAUCAUGCCUAUCCAAGUAAAAAAAAUGGUCUCGUGUAUAAAUUUGAAAAAGUUAUGGAAAAAGCCGCCGCUGAAUCGUAUGAUCUAAAAAAAGUGGAAAAACUUUUUAAAAAGCAGCUAAAAGAAUUUGAAGCCGAGAAAGAAAUGUUAGAAGACCAGUUGAAGAACAAAAACAUUGAAUUAAAUCAAAUACUUUAUCAGUACAGAGAUAAAGAGGAACAUUUUGAAAAACUAGAACAAGAAAAGAGGUUGUUGGAACGACAUUUGGAGACUGAAGCAGAAAAAUUAUAUCAUUUGAAUCGAGAGGUCGACAAUCUGAAGUUGGCAAAAAAGAAACUGGAAAGAUAUAUUGAUGACCUUGAAAUGAAGGGGUGAUGAUAAUGACCCAUAAGAGUCAUAAAAUAUUUUUUUUUAUUUAUGUAAUUUUCUAAGAAUCUAUUAAUUACUAUUCGCACGAUAUUUUUUUAAAAUGAAUAUUGGAUAA